Messenger RNA from Epinephelus moara (kelp grouper), 2032 nucleotides. RefSeq lists its product as uncharacterized. The record is from RefSeq and is a predicted model, not a curated record. Gene Ontology annotation, biological process: positive regulation of natural killer cell cytokine production; positive regulation of immunoglobulin mediated immune response; positive regulation of mast cell activation. The coding region runs from base 1092 to 1787 and encodes 231 amino acids. NCBI's taxonomy places the organism in Eukaryota, Metazoa, Chordata, Actinopteri, Perciformes, Serranidae. The transcript has 5 exons. Gene Ontology annotation, cellular component: external side of plasma membrane.
UUUGAACUUCAAUCAGAUUAAGAAAAAAAGGUAAAUGGAAUUUUCUUUGUGGUGCUCACAGCAUUGGUUCCUUCUUGACCUUGGAUACGGGCUUAAUAAUACAGUCUCAGCAUAAGGCUCAUCCAACAGCUGUUACAUAGCUCUGCUUUGAGUAGUUGAGCUUGAGAACAGCUAUUGAAUGGACUUUGUGGUUGGAUUGUUUUGUCAAUUAAUAGAAAGAAAAAAAAAAGGUCCCUGAAUCUCUGGAUAAGUUCAAAUAAAGUUUCAUUUAUCUGCGUUUCAUCAGCAUCACGUAGACUUAAAAUGUGUAACGUAGGUGAAAUGACUUCCACUAUUUUGUGGUGCCAAAUAAAAACGUGACGCUUACGCCUGGUACCUUCGGUCGAGGUGUUUUUGUGCACGGUGGAAAAAGCAAAGAUGCAAGGAAGUGCACAAAGUGGUAGGCAAGCAAAUGAGGUCAAGGUCGUAGUGAUCGCUGAGGACACUGAGCUCAUGUCCUCAAGUCAAGUGCAGUUUUGUUUUUAUUUAUUCCAGUGAAGGACAUGAGUGAGUGUGUUCUCUGCUCUUUUACUACAGAUACACAAGAUUAAUGCUGCAAGAGAGAGAGAUGGAAUAUUUCAUAACUGUAAGGAAACAUAUGUGGUUCUUUUAAUAGUAUUAAAGUGUCGUGAGAUCAAAACUUUUCCAAAGCAGAAGCUGUUGACUCCUCUGUGGAAAUGCAUAUUUAAUCCUGAGCAACAGGACCCAGUAAAAUGUAUUCAACAUGGUCUGAAUGUGUGCUCGGCAGCAGGGUCACAGUAUGUGGCUAAAGUGGGUUCAGCACUAUGCAGAGGUGAUUUUCCUGCAGUUGAACAUGUACAUUCUGUGCAUCCUAAUUAUUACUGAUGAAAUCAUUCUUACAGUUUAUCUUCAAGAAGGAUCAAGCUUGAUUCACAAGUUUUUAUUUUAAAUUAAAUCAUUGUAUGUUGGACUCUCGCGUGACUUGAUUAGUUUAACAGAAGGUGCAACACACACCUCAGUGUUGAGCAGCCAAACAUCAGCUAACCACUUCCUGCUCUCUGUGCGUCCUCCACAAAUAUAUUUCAAAGCGAAUGGUAAAGUUCCAGUCUGUAUUUUAUCUGACAGGCAUCAUGAUCAGCUUAACCGGAGCAGCUCUGUUCUUGAUUCAGCUUUUAGUUGUGUGUCAAGUCUUUGCAGUGAUUCCUUCAUUUGUCCAGAGGAAUAUCUCGGUGCCCAGGGGAGACUCCAUCACCCUCACUUGCAACAUAUCCAUGGCUAAUGUAACGCAAAUCAACUGGACCAAAGGCAGAUCUGUUUUUGCUCAUUCAGUCUUACGCAAUCAGAAUUUUUCCAAUUUCACCUCUCACUAUAUAAUAGACUUAAACUUACCUUCAAAGCUGAAUAUUUCUAAUGUUCAGCAUGAUGAUGCAGGACUCUAUAGAUGUAAUUUAACUGACGCAAAAGGCCAACGGACUAUUGAGUGGAAUUUAACAGUGUCUGAGAAACCUGAAGGACAAAACAGUCUACCGUGGUAUUUUCCAUACAUACUGACAGCUGUAAUUGGAUUGCUGCUAUGUCUCCUCACUCCAGCUGUUUGCCUCAGCAGAAAAAACUGGACCAAGACCCAAAACCAGGACCAGGACAGCAGGACCCUGAGUUGUGCCCAGUACCAGGCUCAGUUGGGAAGAGAGGUGGCUCCACUUCAGCCCCACAGCUGUGCAGAGUACAGGACAAAUCACCAGCAGAGGGAGUCAGUACUUCAGGAGGCUCAGUAUGAAGCUGAGUGAGAAACAAGACACAUGUUGGACAUAGAGUGCAGCAAUACUUUUUUAAACAAUACUUUUCUUUGUGUGUCAGUCUGGACAAGUUAUUAUGUGUAUCUUAACUCACUCAUGAUUGUGACUUCUGUGUUCCACAAUUAUGACUCGCUAUCUUGUUAGAGAAAAGGCUAUAUAAUAUGUGUUACACAGUAAACUGUGACUCAUCAGAUUCUGUGCGGCCAAAGCAACAUUUUUAUCAUACUUUAUCACAU